Molecule: messenger RNA, 1731 nt
Organism: Debaryomyces hansenii CBS767
Lineage: Eukaryota; Fungi; Ascomycota; Pichiomycetes; Serinales; Debaryomycetaceae
Exons: 1
Coding region: 1-1731 (576 amino acids)
Biological process (GO): endonucleolytic cleavage in ITS1 to separate SSU-rRNA from 5.8S rRNA and LSU-rRNA from tricistronic rRNA transcript (SSU-rRNA, 5.8S rRNA, LSU-rRNA)
Cellular component (GO): nucleolus; 90S preribosome
Source: RefSeq, a predicted model, not a curated record
AUGGCUAGAAAGAAGUCCGCUACAAAGAGAGCCAAGGAAGCGCUUGAGAAUGAUACCUCUGAAGCUACAACAACAAUCGCAACGAAGGAAUCUCUUCCUGAGAAGAAGAAACAAAUUCAAGAAUCUUACGAUGAAGAAGAAUCAUCCUCAUCUGAAGAAGAAGAUGAAUACGGUAACUUAAUCACUAAUAAUGUCCAAGAAGGUAUAAACAAAAUAUUGAGUACACUUAAAAGUGAUCCAAAGAAGUUAUUGGACCCUGAAGUAAAAUUCUUUGAAGACCCGGACAACGAAAAGUCUGGUUCUCAAGCCAGGAAGAGUAAGGAAGCUCCAAUUUAUUUGAAGGAUUAUCAUAGAAUGAACUUAUUAUCAGGUAACUAUAAAGAUGAUGACGAAAAUGAUUUUGAAACUGUAGAUGGCGAAAAGCCAUUUGCAGUAACUCAAAGAGAAGAGAGAAAUCAAUUAAUCUCUGAUAUUAAAAAUCAGUUUGAUAAUGACGAUGAAAAUGAAGAUGAUGAUGAUGAUUUCUUAACUAAAAAAGAACAUGUCAGAUCUAGAAAUUUUGAUGGAGUCGAAACGAAGUUGCCAGAUCCAGAAGUCAAUCAAGAUGGAUUUUUAAGUGCUUUUAUUGAUAAACAAGCUUGGAUUCCUAAAAAGAACGACAAGGUAAUCGAUUUGGAUAAAAUUGAUAAUGAAGAUGACGAACAGUUUGAUCAGGCCGUGGAAGACUUUGAACGUGCCUAUAACUUUAGAUAUGAGGAUCCAAAUUCCGCAGAAAUUGUUUCGUAUGCUCGUAAUCAAGCCACUUUAAGAAGAUCAGCAACCAAUUCUCGUAAGAGACAAAGAGAUAAGAAGAACGACGAAAGAGAGAAAGAAGAAGAAAAGAAACAAGAAUUAUUGAAGAAGAAGAAAACAGCGAAAUUGAAUAAAGUUAUGGACAGACUUGAAAAGAUCAAACAAGCUGUUGGGGAUGAAGUAGAUGAUGAGGUCAUCAAAAAGGUAUUUGGUGAAUCCUUAUUAGGUGAUGAUUUUGAUGAUGCGGAUUGGGAUAGCAAGAUGGCAGAGAUUUUCAAUGAACAGUACUACAAUGCUGAAUUAAGUAAGCCUGAAUGGGAUGAGGAUGAUGAAAUCAUGUCAGAUUUCAAUAAUCAGAAACAAAAUGAUGAAGAUGGUAGUGACUAUCAAGAUAAAGAAUCGGUAGAAGAAGAUAAUGUAGAAGAGCCACCUUCAAAGAAAUCCAAAAAGGAGAAGUUGAAGGAUAAGAAGGCAGUUAAAAAAGAAAAAGAAUCGUUAAAAGAAAAGGCACAGGAAAUAGUUGAAGCUAAUAAACUCAAAAUCAUUGAUGAAGUUGAAGAGGAAAGAGGGCGCUCCAAAGACAACGACGAGGUCAAAUUCAAAUACCGUGAAGUUUCUCCUGAGACAUUUGGUUUAACAACAAGAGACAUUUUAUUGGCUGAUGAUAAGCAAUUGAACAAUUUUAUUGGUCUCAAGAAAUUUGCUCCUUACAGGCCUAAAGAACUAAGAUUGAAGGACAAAAGGAAAUAUACUAAAAAGAGGCAUUUGCAAGACUGGAGAAAAGAGGUUUUCCACGAUAGGAGUGGCCCAAAGCUUCCUAAGGACAGUUCUGAGAAUGAAAUUUGGAUUCCAAUGGAUGCAGCUGAAGCUGACAUGCAUCAUAAACAUAAAGUACAUAAGAAAGAUAAGAAAGAUAAGAAAAGUAAGCAUAAGAAAUAA